UGUGUGAUUACACUUAUAGUCAGAUUAGAAGUCGCAUUGAGCUGGUUGUGGUUGUGUGUGUGUGUGUGUGUGCGUGUGUACCUGCUGAACAAUGCUUGAUGAGGUGGUGUGUGUUGCUGCAGUCACGGUGCUGGGGGUGCUGGAGCAAGCGUACUUCUCCCUGCAGGUGAUCUACGCUCGACGGAAGUAUUCUGUCCCCCCGCCGGCCACUACAGGACCCCCUGAGUUUGAGAGGGUCUUCAGAGCACAAGCAAACUGUUCUGAGUACUUCCCUCUGUUUGUGGUUACACUCUGGGUGGCUGGACUCUUCUUCAGUCAAGCUGUGUCUGUGGUUCUUGGGCUGCUGUACCUUCAUGGACGGUAUCGCUACUUCCAUGGAUAUGCCAAGUCUGCACAGGGAAGGUUGGCUCCCCUGUAUUUCAGUGCUAAGGUGCAGUGGGUGCUGAUAGCAGUGGGAGGGGUGGGUGUGCUGUGCUGUAUGAGUCGUCUGUAUGUCGGGUUCGACCCUCUCGCUUCUCUCUGUAACGUCCUGGGACUCAGCCAGCUCGACUGAAGGCAGCAGAGAUGGAGGACUUUGUCCAGCUUCGUCCAUCUUUGUCCAGGUUCAGCUUAAGCCCAACAUGAGCACAUUCACCUUCCGCAUAAGGGUCAAUUAUCUAGAAGCAGCUUAAAUCGGAGCUGGAAAUGUGAUUUUGUGUGUUUUUUGUGUUUUUUUCAUAGCCUCGUCUGACGUCACAUCUCCAGUAAGAUAGAAAAGUCAGCAAACAGCCGUUAACUAUGUUUUCAUUUCACAACAUUUCUCAAAAUAUUUUGCUUAAUUUUGGCUUCAUUCCUGCUGUACUUGUCAACACAAACGCACGCUGUGGAGAAUAAAUUAAACAAAGAAAAAAUACA
Messenger RNA from Colossoma macropomum (tambaqui), 894 nucleotides. RefSeq names its product leukotriene C4 synthase (gene ltc4s). The coding region runs from base 92 to 553 and encodes 153 amino acids. Lineage: Eukaryota; Metazoa; Chordata; Actinopteri; Characiformes; Serrasalmidae. The record is from RefSeq and is a predicted model, not a curated record. Gene Ontology annotation, molecular function: glutathione peroxidase activity; glutathione transferase activity; enzyme activator activity. Gene Ontology annotation, biological process: leukotriene biosynthetic process. The transcript is spliced from 5 exons. Gene Ontology annotation, cellular component: endoplasmic reticulum; nuclear envelope; membrane.